AUGUUUGUCUUCCUCUCCUGUAUCACGGCACUCGUCCACAUACUCCCCAAGAAUACGCAUGUGGAGACGUAUAUGCACAGUCUGCUGGCCAACCAGAUCACGCAGGGAUUCUUUUCGCCAUCACAGGGCAACAACUGCAAGUACACGGUUACCAUCGAAUCGGUCUCUGAUGAUCGCGUGCUUUUCUACUCACCCAAUCUCACGCCGAACGAAAGAACGCACUUCAGCUUUGUGAACGACGAGCCUAAAAACCUCAGGAUUCACAUUGAGCUGCUUCCUAUCGAUCCAAACAUACCGUACGAACCCGGAAAAAUGCAACUAUCGUUUUACUCGAAGUUUAACACGUUCGAUAAGGAUGUGGCCAAGUCACACGCGGUCGAGCCGGCAAUUAAGCAGCUCAUUGAAUUUGAGAAGCUGCUGCACCAGGUUAUUAUGAGGACACAGGCGAAGAAGGAGAAGAUGUUUGCCAUCAUGAGAUCGCAGAAGACACUGUUUGCGUCCGUUACGUUCCUUUCCUUCCUCACGUUUGUUGUGUUUGUCGGUGUCAAUUUGUAUCAAAUGAAGAAAAUCGAGAAGUUCUUUAGAAUGAAGAAGCUACUGUGAUUAAAAAGCGUUUUAUAGGA
Molecule: messenger RNA, 623 nt
Organism: Vavraia culicis subsp. floridensis
Lineage: Eukaryota; Fungi; Microsporidia; Pleistophoridae
Exons: 1
Coding region: 1-603 (200 amino acids)
Source: RefSeq, a predicted model, not a curated record